Neltuma alba is the source of this 1509-nucleotide messenger RNA. RefSeq names its product BAHD acyltransferase At5g47980-like. The transcript has 2 exons. The record is from RefSeq and is a predicted model, not a curated record. NCBI's taxonomy places the organism in Eukaryota, Viridiplantae, Streptophyta, Magnoliopsida, Fabales, Fabaceae. The coding region runs from base 1 to 1509 and encodes 502 amino acids.
AUGAAAGAAGUCGAAGUAGAAAUCAUUUCCAGAGAAGACAUCAAACCUUCGAGUGCAACACCUUCUCACCUAGGAAUCUUCAAACUCUGUCUCUUGGAUCAUCUCAUUCCUGCUCCUUAUGCUCCAAUUAUCUUCUUCUAUCCCUCACAUACCCUCUCAGCAGAAAACCCUAAGAAUAAUAUCCUUCACCUUCUGAAGCAGUCUCUAUCAGAAACACUAACCCUCUUUUACCCUCUCGCAGGAAAAAUCAAAGACGAUUUCUCCAUUCACUGUAACGAUGAAGGAGCCAACUUCAUUGAAGCUAAAGUUAAUUGCUCUCUUUCUGAAUUCCUUACCCACCCUGACCUCGUCUCACUGCAUAAACUUCUUCCCUGUGACCUUAAGAUUCCCAUGGAAUCAUACGUAGGAUCCUACAUUAGUAACAUCCAAGUCAAUGUAUUUGAUUGUGGUGGAAUCUCUAUUGGUUUGUGCAUUUCACAUAGGAUUCUUGAUGGGGCUUCACUGAGCAGAUUUCUCAAGGUAUGGACGAGUAUGGCUACUGAAGAAAAUCACAAGGAACUAGUGGUGAAACCAGAGUUACUGAUGGCGUCUUCCUUGUUUCCGAUGAAUAGUGAUGAUAGUUUGUGGUUCAGAGAAUCGUCUAUGGCUAUGUGGGGUUCUAUGUUUAAGAAAGGAAAGUUUGUGACAAGAAGGUUCUGGUUCAGUAAUUCUGCCAUAGCUGAACUCAAGGUCCAAAUAAUGGUUGAUUCUUCAGUAUGUGGUGAUGAUGAUGAUAUGGUGAAAAAUCCUACGCGUCUGGAGAUUGUUUCUGCAAUUUUGUGGAAGUCUUUCAUGGAUGCGUCCAACGCACAAUCUGAUUGCUGCAACAAGAGUACCCAAUUGAAAAGAGCUUCUUUGGUGAGUCAACUGGUGAACCUGCGUAAAAGAAUAAAAGACGAUGAAGCCAACCUGGGUUGUCCUGCAGAAAACGCCAUUGGAAAUCUUCUCUGGUUAGCUUUUGCAAAGUCCAACAUGGCAGACAACAAGAAUAAUAAUAACGAGACAAGAUUAGAUGGGUUGGUGAAGAAACUAAGGAAAGCAUUAUCAACAAUAGACGAUAAGUUCAUUGAAAACAUGCGAAGUAACUUUACUAGGAAGUCAACAGUGGUCCAGUCUCUGAAUAUCAAAUCAAUAAUGAUAGGUGAUCAAGAAAAUGAAGAAGAAGAAGAAGUUGAUUGUUUAGGGUUUAGCAGUUGGAGCAAUUUUGGGUUCUAUGAGGUUGACUUUGGUUGGGGCAAGCCCUUGUGGGUUAGCAGCAUUGGCUCGUAUGGUUCAUUGUUUAUGAACCUCGUCAUUUUGGUGGAUUCAUGGUUUGGUGAUGGAAUAGAAGCUUGGGUUACCUUGGAUGAACCGUUCAUGGCUCAUUUGGAAACCAACCCUGAGCUUCUUGGUUAUGCUAUAUUGGAUCCAAGUCCUCUGGCAACUGGUAAACAACUAGAUUCUGGGCCUUGGGCUUUGUACAAGAUCUGA